Messenger RNA from Penicillium alfredii, 252 nucleotides. RefSeq lists its product as uncharacterized. Bases 1 to 252 code for a protein of 83 amino acids. The record is from RefSeq and is a predicted model, not a curated record. The transcript has a single exon. Lineage: Eukaryota; Fungi; Ascomycota; Eurotiomycetes; Eurotiales; Aspergillaceae.
AUGAAAACCAACAUCCUCCUCCUGCUCACCCUCGCCGCCGGCAUCAUGGCCGCCCCAGCCGAAGACGCCGACGCCAACGCCGACGUCCACACCAACGACCUCAGCCAGCGCGGCAGCUGCUACCACCCCAGCUCGUGUGGCCGUGCUUGGGCUGGGAAGUGUGAGGAUUACUGUGGCUCGCGGGGGUUCUCGCAUAUGACCGGCGAUGGAUGUGGCUUCCUUGCUAAGAAGUGCUGCUGCAGCCGGAAGUAA